This is a messenger RNA of Rangifer tarandus platyrhynchus (Svalbard reindeer), 321 nucleotides long. The record is from the annotation of a GenBank genome assembly. NCBI's taxonomy places the organism in Eukaryota, Metazoa, Chordata, Mammalia, Artiodactyla, Cervidae.
AUGCUCACACGCGCCCGUGACGUGCGCGCCGGGACCGGGCCGCCGGAGGCCGGGCUGAGAGGGGCGGCGGGCCGAGGCCGGGAGCAGAGCAGAGCGGAGCGAGCGCGGCGGUGGAGAGGCGCGCGGAGCAGCAGAGCGGCGGUGCGAUCGGCGCUCCCAGCCGGCCUCCCCACCGCCCCAGCCCCGGCGCGCGGGCUCCGGCCGCCGAGCGGCCACCUUGCUGAGCGGCCACCCCUGCGCCGGUCGCCGCGGGCCGGGCCGGGCAUGAGCGCGGAGGGGCUGCGGCCGCCCCCCGCACCGCCCGGCGCUCGCAGGCCGUGA